Messenger RNA from Thamnophis elegans (Western terrestrial garter snake), 2736 nucleotides. It is a transcript of the gene CCDC77, whose product is annotated as coiled-coil domain containing 77. Gene Ontology annotation, cellular component: centrosome. The transcript has 13 exons. The record is from RefSeq and is a predicted model, not a curated record. Lineage: Eukaryota; Metazoa; Chordata; Lepidosauria; Squamata; Natricidae. Bases 103 to 1839 code for a protein of 578 amino acids.
GUUUUUCCGUUGAGAGCGGCGGCGGCGGCGGCGGCGGCGUCUGGCGGCGUGAACGGCAGAGUUAGCGGCGCGUAGAGGAGAAGCACAAACUUCUGGUUCCGAAUGGGACCGAGAAGGCUACUACCGGCUUUGUUUACACUGCAUUGGACAACCAUGCUUUGGCAUGUGAGACAAGCCUUUUCCACACUAUUAGCUUAUGUGAUGGUGAGAAUUUGCGCCAUGGCUGCUUCUCCAAGAACACCUUCCAAAAAAUCAAGCACUCCAUGUGCUGCUUCCAAGGGUGCUAUACUUCCAUCACCUCACCAAGGUGAUUCUACCCCUCUUCCUUCAAUCAAUGAACGUCUGGCCUACCUUCGUCCCUCUCGGGAGCUGCUGGAGUACUAUCGAAAGAAGAUUGCAGAAUUUGAUGACGAGCAUGAAGAGCUGGUGAAACGGUUGGAGACAUACAAAGCAUCUUACGAUGAACAGCACAAGUUACAAUGGGAAAUGCGUCAGCGAGAAGAAGAAAUUGGAGAACUGCAGAAGGCUUUGAGUGACAUGCAGGUGUUCCUUUUUCAAGAAAGAGAGCAUGUGCUGCGCCUUUAUGCUGAAAACGAUCGACUGAAAAUCAGGGAAUUAGAUGACAGAAAGAAGAUUCAACAUCUUUUGGCUUUAUUAGGAACAGAUGAGGGUGAAAUUACCUAUUUUCACCAAGAACCCCCAAAUAAGGUCACCAUACCUGAACUACCUAACCCUACUAAAAGAGAUUCCCAGGAAAGAAGUGACAAAUAUACUUCAAUAAUGGGUUUUAAAAACAAAGGAGAGAAGGCUGAGAGUGCAAAUAGAUAUCAAAGAGACAACCAAACACUCCUACUACAGGUGGAGUCUCUUCAGGCUCAACUAGAAGAACAGACCAAGCUGUCAAAAGAGCAGAUGGAAGCCCUGCUAGAAGAUCGACGCAUCCGUAUUGAAGAAGCUCAGGUGCAGCACCAGAGGGAUCAGGAAAAGAUCAAAGACAUUACUGAAAGGUACCAUAAAACUCAAAGUUUGCUGUACGGGAGUACCAAAGAUUUUCUGCAGAUGAAGUUUAAUGCACGAGCAAAUGAAAAAUCCUGGAUGGCAGAGAAGGACACUCUGCUGAGGAAGAUGGACAAAUGUAGAUGUGCACACAAGCCGAGCAGGGUUUAUGGUAGUCCGGUCCACGAUCACAUCAAUCAGAGUUAUGACAGUUGUCAAAGCUGGCAGGUUGCUAGCCCAGCGAAGCAGGAUACUAGCCUGGAUGAAUGGGGGAGUAGUCCUCGUCAGCAAAGUUUCACCAGGAGAUCACCUCCCAGUGGGAAGGUUGAAGUUUUCAAGAAGAGAAGACCAAAAGUUGUCAGAUGUGUUUUUCGAGCCGAGCAGAACGUUCACAAAGUAUACGGAGCAGAGAUUAUGGGAUUAAGAGAUCAGUUGAGCCAGGAGCAGAAAUUAGCCAACAUGUUUCGAGAACAGUGUGUUUCAUUGGAAGAGCAGUUGUCUAAGGUUCGGGAGGAAGGAAAUUUAGGCCAAGAAAUGUUCAAGCAACGGUCAGAAAAGAUGGGAAAGCGUCUACAGCUAAUGACCCGGCGCUAUGAGGCACUGGAAAAAAGGCGUGCCAUGGAGGUGGAAGGAUUUAAAAAUGACAUCAAACAAUUCCAACAUAAGCUGCAGGACGUGGAGAAGCAACUCUUCAAGGUGGUGAUGAAUGUGGGACCCGACCAAGAUCUUGCAAUUCUGCAUGAAGUUCGCCGAGGAAAUAAGAGAACCAAAAAGCUACAAGGAGAACUUAAAAGCUUAAAGUCAAAGAUAUAUGGGCUGGAGAAUGACCUACGAGAUUAUUGAUAAUGAUAUGUCGGUCAGAAUGAGCGGUGUUGAUAAGGACCUUUUGCUGCAACAAACUUUUUUUCUUUUUUUUUUCUUUUUUUUAGUUACAAAUGUGUAGCUUCACUGAGUAUAACAUACACUUUACAUUCCAGGACAGAAGAAAAACAAUUGAAACUUGUGUGAGACUUGAAAAGAAAUUCCUUUCGCCUUUUUGAUGCAUACUUAGAUUUGAUCUCUGUAGUGUUGAUUUAUACAGAGAACCAGGCCGGGGAUAUUUGGUGAUUUCUUUUGCAGUGCCUAGAAGAGAUGUGAUCUACAAGAACUUUUUCACUGCCUAAGAAUGAUACAUUAUGCAGGGAUCCCAAGAAAAAAGCUAGGCGGGCUGGUAUCUUCUGUAUCUUAGUUUUAUGAUGGAGAAGAAAGGGAUUUCUAAAUGACUCAAACUGGACAGCAUAGAAGGGUUGAUACCAAUAUAUAGAGAGAAGUGGAUCUCUUACAGAGAACCAUCAGGCUGUUAUACUAUUUUUGAAAUCAAAAUCAGUUCUUGGAAUAAGUGCUCUCCAGAGUUCUCUACAGAUUUGUAGCCUACUGUAAAGAGAAGCAUAGAUCAAGAGGAACUCUAUUCAUAAGUGACAGGGCUUCAAUCUCAAACACAAUCUAUCACCCAGGAUAUAAAGUGUGUGUGUAGGGUUGCAGGUUGCACAAAAAAGAGUCAGACCCAUUGAGCUGAAACUUGUAUCUGAAUAAAAUGGCAUAGGAUUUAGUUAUAACACAGAUACUUUCUAGCCUGGGUCAUUCUUUAUGUUUUCAUGAGUAUAAUUUUUCUUUUGCAGAAAUCUUUCUGAAACCCAGAAAAGAAUUAUGAUGCAUCUAUUGUUUAUGCUCUGGUGUAGAACAAUAAAACUUAACAUUAUA